This is a messenger RNA of Rosa rugosa (rugosa rose), 1003 nucleotides long. Its product is annotated as copper-transporting ATPase PAA2, chloroplastic-like. The record is from RefSeq and is a predicted model, not a curated record. The coding region runs from base 1 to 849 and encodes 282 amino acids. Lineage: Eukaryota; Viridiplantae; Streptophyta; Magnoliopsida; Rosales; Rosaceae. The transcript is spliced from 6 exons. Gene Ontology annotation, molecular function: ATP hydrolysis activity; ATP binding; P-type divalent copper transporter activity. Gene Ontology annotation, biological process: copper ion homeostasis. Gene Ontology annotation, cellular component: membrane.
AUGAUUAUUCGUGUUCUAUUGCAGGUAGUUUCUUGCCCUUGUGCACUGGGUCUUGCAACACCCACAGCAAUCCUAGUUGGCACUUCUCUUGGAGCAAGGCAAGGACUCCUUGUGAGAGGAGCAGAUGUAUUGGAACGCUUGGCCAGUAUAGAUCAUAUUGCUUUAGACAAGACAGGAACCCUCACUGAAGGAAAACCUGCUAUUUCUAGCAUUGCUUCUUUCAAGUAUAAAGACUCGGAAAUUCUUCAAAUAAUUGCUGCUGUAGAGAGUACAACAUCACAUCCAAUUGCUGAUGCUAUCUUAAACAAAGCCAAAUCAUUGGAGUUGAGUAUCUCAGUCACAAAAAGGCAAUUAACCGAACCAGGUUUUGGAACAUUAGCAGAAGUAGAUGGCCUUUUGGUUGCAGUGGGUUCUUUGGAAUGGGUUCAUGAGCGUUUCCAGAGAAGAACAGAUCGAUCUGACAUUUCAAAACUAGAGCAUGUCGUGCAUCAAUCAUCAGAAGGCAUAACACCCUCAAAUUAUUCAAAAACAAUUGUAUAUGUUGGACGUGAAGGGGAAGGUAUCAUCGGUGCUAUUGCAAUAUCCGACAGCCUGCAGGAAGAUGCUGAGUUUACUGUAACUAGACUCCAGCAGAAGGGUAUCAGAACUGUCCUGUUUUCUGGGGACAAGGAAGAGGCAGUUGCAACUAUAGCAAAAUCAGUUGGAAUAGAAAAGGAAUUUAUCAAGUCAUCAUUGACUCCAAAGGGAAAAUUUGGAGCUAUUUCUAGUCUUAAAGCUGCAGGGCAUCAUGUUGCAAUGGUUGGUGAUGGCAUACCCAACAACAACUUGACGAGGUCCGCAUUAAAGUAGCCGACUACUUACAGACUCUGCUGUAGGUUCUGACCAGUUUCUUGAUUUUGAGUUAGGCUAGCUUUUAAUUAACUUUUUUGUAGCAAUUAUGAACAAACAUGAAUACCAAUUGCUAGGCUAGCCUUGUAGUAGGUGAAUUGGGGUUUUAUUUUGC